AUGGCUGGUGGAAACGAAGUCAACCUAAACGAAUGCAAGAGAAUAGUUCCACUCAACACAUGGGUCCUCAUCUCCAACUUCAAGCUCGCCUACACCCUCCUCCGCCGCCCCGACGGCUCCUUCAACCGCCACCUCGCCGAGUUUCUCGACCGCAAAGUCCCCGCCAACUCUUUCCCCGUCGACGGCGUCUUCUCCUUCGACCACGUCGACACCUCCACCAACCUCCUCACCCGCAUCUACCUCCCCGCUCCCCUCGACCCCUCCCGCCACGGCUCCGUCGACCUGACCGAGCCUCUCAGCACCACCGACGUCGUCCCCGUUCUCGUCUUCUUCCACGGCGGCAGCUUCACUCACUCCUCCGCCAACAGCGCCAUCUACGACACUUUCUGCCGGAGGCUCGUCACCAUCUGCGGCGUUGUUGUUGUCUCCGUUGACUACCGGAGGUCCCCGGAGCACCGUUACCCUUGCGCUUACGACGACGGGUGGAACGCUCUCAAAUGGGUCAAGUCCAGAGUCUGGCUUCAGAGUGGUAAAGACUCGAAUGUUUAUGUUUACUUGGCUGGUGAUAGCUCUGGUGGCAACAUAGCUCAUAACGUCGCUGUGAGAGCGACCAGUGAAGGAGUUAAAGUUCUGGGGAAUAUUCUUCUGCAUCCUAUGUUUGGUGGGCUCGAGAGGACUCAGUCUGAGAAGAGACUUGAUGGUAAAUACUUUGUCACUAUUCAAGAUCGGGAUUGGUAUUGGAGAGCUUAUCUACCGGAAGGUGAGGAUAGAGAUCAUCCCGCUUGUAAUCCCUUCGGUCCUAGAGGUCAGAGUCUCGAAGGAGUCAACUUCCCCAAGAGUCUUGUUGUUGUGGCUGGUUUGGAUCUUGUUCAAGAUUGGCAGUUGGCUUAUGUCGAUGGGCUUAAGAAGACUGGUCACCAUGUUAACCUUUUGUAUUUGAAGCAAGCUACCAUUGGAUUUUACUUCUUGCCUAACAAUGAUCACUUUCAUUGUCUUAUGGACGAGUUAACUAAGUUUGUGCACUCCAUAGAUGAGGAUAGUCAAAGCAAGUCAUCUCCUGUUCUGCUGACUCCAUAG
Messenger RNA from Brassica napus (rape), 1077 nucleotides. RefSeq names its product gibberellin receptor GID1B. The record is from RefSeq and is marked provisional. Gene Ontology annotation, cellular component: cytoplasm; nucleus. Gene Ontology annotation, molecular function: gibberellin binding; hydrolase activity. NCBI's taxonomy places the organism in Eukaryota, Viridiplantae, Streptophyta, Magnoliopsida, Brassicales, Brassicaceae. Gene Ontology annotation, biological process: positive regulation of gibberellic acid mediated signaling pathway; raffinose family oligosaccharide biosynthetic process; floral organ morphogenesis.